Silurus meridionalis is the source of this 1778-nucleotide messenger RNA. It is a transcript of the gene aaas, whose product is annotated as achalasia, adrenocortical insufficiency, alacrimia. NCBI's taxonomy places the organism in Eukaryota, Metazoa, Chordata, Actinopteri, Siluriformes, Siluridae. The record is from RefSeq and is a predicted model, not a curated record. Gene Ontology annotation, cellular component: nuclear pore. Gene Ontology annotation, molecular function: protein binding. Gene Ontology annotation, biological process: nucleocytoplasmic transport.
CUGUAGAUGGCGCUGUCGCUUUGCUUUGACUGCGAAUGUGUGUGGAGUUUUUUUGUCCGUACUGGCACACCGUAGUUAGGAACAUGGCGCGAUUUCUGGAGAAUAUCUGAAGUAGAUUCAGGUCGCUGUAAGAACCAUGUGCUCCCUGGCGCUCUUCCCGUCACCGCCUCUCAGUGGACAAGUGACUUUGUUCGAAGCUAAUAAUGAGCUGGUGUGUGGGAGUUCAGCGGAGUGCUCCGAGAAACAGCAAUGGACUGCUCCUAGCCUUUAUUUUUCAAGGGAAACUCUAAAACCUCACAGUCGCCCAGAGAGCAGCAGCAAAGCAGCCUUUCUGGAUCACAGGGAUACUUUGUGGAUGAGAAGCGCCGGAGCCUGGCGUGAUGCUGGUCUUGCUGGUCUAUUAGAUGAAAUCACUAACAGUUCAGAGGAAGUUCCCAAGUGGUUGACUCUGAGUUCUGGGUGUGUUCUGGCUCUUCUGCGAUGGAUGUCUUCAUUUCAUUGUUCUCUUUUUCCACAUUUGACGUUAAGUGGUGAGGAUAUGGUGGCUGAAUUUUCACAAGUAUUGAGUUGGUCUGAUAGUCCUAUCCGAAGCUUUGCAUGGCAUCCGCACACAGACAGGUUUGCAGUAGCCCUCCUGGAUGACUCCAUCAAGAUCUACAACUCUCGGAGUGCAAUAACACCGACUCUGAAGCACAGACUGCAAAGAAGUGUGAGUGCUAUGCAGUGGAAGCCUCUGUGUGCAUCUACCCUGGCUGUGGCCUGCCAUACCUGUCUACUCAUUUGGCAUGUGGACCCCAACUCUCUCUCUACACGGCCCUCUUCUGGCUGUGCUCAGGUAUUGUCUCAUCCUGGUCACUCUCCAGUUACUUCCAUUGCCUGGUCACCUUCUGGGUCUUUACUAGUUUCUGCCUCUCCUGUGGACACGGCCAUGAUGGUCUGGAACGUAGCAGCAGAAAUCUGUGUUCCUCUGCAGCGUGUAGGAGGUGGAGGAGUCACAAAUCUGUCAUGGUCGCCAGAUGGCAGCCGACUGUUGGCAGCCACUCCAUCUGCUCUAUUCAGGGUGUGGGAGACAACAAUGUGGACAUGUGAACGAUGGCCUUGUCUGAAAGGGCGCUGUCAGUCAGGGUGCUGGAGUCCUGAUGGAAGUAGACUGUUGUUCUGCGUUCAGGGAGAAACAGUGAUCUACGCACUUACUUUUUCAGACAUGAAAGGAGGACCCAAGACUGCGCUGGUGGCUGAUCUCUCAGUGACGUCCUUCACUGAGCCUGAAGGGGAAAUUAUUAUUGGAGGAGAGGUUCAAUCUCUUGCCUGGGAUCCUACCGGAGAGAGGCUGGCUGUGCUUCUGAAAGGAAAUACAGAAUCCGUCAAUCAUUCUGCCAUCAUUGCCGUGUUUAAAACACGCUCUAGCCCCAUCUUUGAGUUACUUCCAUGUGGUUUUGUGAAAGGGGAAGCCAGAGCAGAGCCAAGACUGAUGCACUUUCAGCCUCACUUUCAGCAUGGUGCAUUGCUCACUGUGUGCUGGUCAAAUGGCCGUAUCUCUCACGUGCCUUUCUACUUUGUUGCCGUGGGGAAGCCGUGUACAACUGGAAGCCCUCCACUUCCCCACUUCACCAGUAAAACAGAAGAUUACAGUACAUGCCCCCUCUACACAGAACAAAUGUCCUGAACACCGAUGUAGUUUUAGGCUGUGACCAACGCUACUUGCUUUAUAUACUUGAAUAACUCAAAAUAUAAUUCAUUUUGCCAAAAAAAAUAAACACAUUUUUUUUUACAUUCAA